UUGUGGUUGGAGUGGAAUAGGAAUUUCAUUACGGUGUAACCGUUGUUACGUUAAAAAAUUGGGUUAUAAUUUGAAAGGCGAAACUGUAUUUUUUGUGAUUCGCCCUUUUUUUUUCGUUUUAAUUUGUACUUUAAACCUCUAAAAAUGCUUCGCCUUUGUGCUCGUCCAUUGAACAGAAAUCUGUUUCGUGUGACGAGAUUGUAUUCUACUCCAGCCGCUGCGACCAAACAUCAGCUCACACCUGAAGACAUUUUCAAGCGGGAGGACACCUAUGGCGCCCACAACUACCAUCCUUUACCAGCAGCUUUGGCAAAGGGUGAAGGAGUAUUCGUCUGGGAUGUGACUGGAAAGCGAUACUUCGACUUUCUCGCCGCGUACUCGGCUGUGAACCAAGGACAUUGCCAUCCUCGAAUUGUGAAAACGCUUCAAGACCAAGCAGAAAUCUUGACGCUGACCUCUAGAGCGUUUUAUAACGAUGUUUUGGGGGAAUUCGAAGAGUUUGCUACAAAACUUUUUGGCUAUGACAAACUACUGCCCAUGAACACGGGAGUCGAGGGAGGUGAAACAGCUUGUAAGUUGGCGCGAAAAUGGGGUUAUCAGGUGAAGGGAAUUCCAGCAAACAAAGGCAAAAUUGUCUUCGCUGAAGAGAAUUUUUGGGGAAGGACGUUAGCCGCGGUGUCAUCGUCAUCUGAUCCAGACUGUUACGGUGAAUACGGUCCUUUUAUGCCAGGCUUUGAACUCAUUCCGUACAACGACCUUGCUGCUUUGGAGAAAUCUAUAAGUGAUCCAAACACGUGUGCAUUCAUGGUGGAACCAAUACAAGGAGAGGCUGGAGUAAAGAUUCCUGAUGAUGGAUACUUGAGAGGUGUUAGAGAGCUCUGUUCAAAGUACAAGGUUCUUUUCAUUGCUGAUGAAGUACAGACUGGCCUUGGGAGAACUGGAAGGCGCUUGUGUGUUGAUCACGAGAAUGUCAGACCAGACCUUGUUGUCCUUGGAAAAGCUCUCUCUGGUGGAGUUUACCCAGUUUCAGCAGUUCUCUGUGAUGAUGAAGUUAUGCUUACCAUCAAACCAGGACAGCAUGGCUCAACUUAUGGUGGAAACCCACUUGGCUGCAAAGUGGCUGUAACUGCUUUAAAAGUUUUGGAAGAAGAAAAAAUGGCUGAACGUGCUGCCAGGCUUGGAGACAUCAUGGUUCCAGAACUGAAGAAGCUGAACCCAGCUGUUGUCAAGACUGCUCGUGGCAAGGGACUUAUGAAUGCCAUAGAGAUAAUACCAACAAAUGACUUCGAUGCCUGGAAGGUGUGUUUAAAACUGAAGGAUAAUGGUCUUCUAGCUAAACCUACUCAUGAUCACAUUAUUCGCUUUACACCGCCUUUGGUGAUCACAGAGGAACAGCUCCACGAAUCCCUUGGAAUAAUUAGGGACACUAUUGAGUCAUUUGCUUGAGUGUGACAGUAUUGUAAAGGGUAUUCUCAUUUUUUUUUUCAUUCUGUUUUGUUUUGUUGUUAUUUUUGUGGUUGUAAUAUGACAUGUAGGAAAAGUGUGUUUACCUGAAAUUCAUUUCAUUUUUUUUUCCAUUUUUUUUGGUGACCAAACUGAUGUAGCGAAACACCAGGGCAGCCCUUGGGGUGUCUAUCUCCAGAUAUGUUGAAUUUUCUUAAUAGGAACUAAACAAUGUGCUAAAAUUAACCAACUAUGGUUUUGACAGUACUCAAUUAGACUUACUGAUAGACUUUUACAGGACUUUUCUUCCCUCUCUAUGUUCACUGUUGUGAUGAUUUAGACAGAAUUCACUUGGAAUGACCUGUGAGGUUUGGUACGAGUAAUUUCAAGCGAGCUUUUGUGUUGCUUGUUAAAAAACAGAGCGUAAUUAUUAAGGUACAACUGUAGGUUAUUUUCGUGAAUUGUAAACAAUCUUAAGAUACAGUGAGCUUCUUUUUUUGUUGUAUAUCGAUGUAAGUGGGUUGUCAAUAGACAUUUCCCUGCUCAAAAGACUGCCUAAAAGGGAUAUUUCACCUUAGCCAUUGUAUUAGGAAAGUUUGAAUGUUUUGUCAUUUAAAAGGGCCAUUCUUUAGGUUAGCAUGACAGAUAAGACUGACAAGGGAAAAACACAGUCACAACACUCAUUUCAUUCCAUAUACUAACAAAUCUUUUGUUUACUAACAACUGUAACUGAUAUAUUAGAUAGUAGUAGCACAAGAAAGUUAAUUAGCACAAUUAUUUGGCAGAAUUGCACAAGGUAAAUAGUCGAGCAAGCCAAAACAUAACAGUAUAGAAAAUUAUCACACUAAUAGUCAUUAAAACAAUGUACCAUUAUCAUAAAGUAGAGCACACUGCACAACCCACAGCCUUCAUGUUUGGUUAGCUUUUGGAAGCAGACCUCACAGUGAAUGGUGGAAGAGAAGAGAA
This is a messenger RNA of Pocillopora verrucosa, 2409 nucleotides long. RefSeq names its product ornithine aminotransferase, mitochondrial. NCBI's taxonomy places the organism in Eukaryota, Metazoa, Cnidaria, Anthozoa, Scleractinia, Pocilloporidae. Gene Ontology annotation, molecular function: pyridoxal phosphate binding; L-ornithine transaminase activity; identical protein binding. Gene Ontology annotation, cellular component: cytoplasm. The record is from RefSeq and is a predicted model, not a curated record.